AUGUCCCUCGAUGACGAUCUCUCCGACUUCGAGGGCAUCCUUCCUGUGAUCCCCGACAGCUCGCCGCCCGUCUUCAAAGAUUCCAAGAGCAAUGCGACCACGGGAGCGUCUGCGGCCGGCGUGCGUGCCGUUACCGCGCAGGUUGUAGCCUUCUACUUUCGCGCGCCUGUCAAGGCGUUCUUCAGGACAAGAGUUGACUAUCUCGCGUAUGCGAGAUCCAUCAACCCAGAUGUCCAGGACGGGCGCUUCUCCUGGAGAAGCACGACGCCGGGGAUCCUUGCCCAUGCCAUCAAACACUACGGAUGGAGGUUUAUUCCCGAGCAGCUCCUCCUGCCCUUGACCGCCAAUGUCGCAGUCGGAGCAGCCUUGUAUACAUCAUAUCUCCAUAUCCUGGGCCGGCUUCACGAACCCUCGGCUCAUGCCACGAAGACCGUCUUUCCUCCUCCCCCACCGACCGCGACCUUCGCUGCCGGAUUUGCCGCAGGGACGCUCCAAAGCGUGCUCGCAGCGCCAUGGGAUGCACUCCAGGUGAGGUUUGAGCAGAGAGGGGAGAAGUACCAGAACAAGACCAUGUGGCAGUACUGCCGGGGCAAAUUGCACGAGAUUGGUCUUCGUGGCAUUUUUGCCGGUUGGGGCAUCUCAUUCCUGAAGGACAGCUUUGGUUCAGGCAUCUUUUUCUCGACCUUCGAAUAUGUCAAGGCUCAGGGUUACUACUCGUUCGUGCGAUGGUAUUAUGGAGCCCUCGGGGGAGCCGACGUGGACAUGCUUGCUCACAAAAGAGGCACGGCCGCGACGGAAAGCCAGCCGACGGCGGUCAUCAGGCCCCAUUAUGCGCUCGAACCGGCUUUUCUCAUGCUGGCUGGCAUGACGGCCUCCGUGACCCAACAGGUGGUGUUGUAUCCGUUAUCAACAUUUCAGACGCUGCAUUACGAACGGCUUGAAGAUCUAGACAAGCACGCCACCCAGCUCCAACGUUCCCCCUCGGCCAGUAGGGGACGCAUGCUUCGCGCCUACUACCACGCAUAUCAAGAAACACGGAGGCAAGCUCAACAACAAGCCGGCCAAAUCGGUGGGAUGAGGAGAUGGCUUUUUAGAGGAUUCUGGUGGUUCACGAUCCGCCAGGUUCCCAGCACCAGCACCGGGUUGAUCAUUUUCGAAUUGGUGCGCAGGAAAUACGGCCUGAGUGGGGAUGAGAUCAGGAUCACAAAGGAAGGGUAUGACAUUCUGUUGACUUAG
This is a messenger RNA of Capronia epimyces CBS 606.96, 1236 nucleotides long. RefSeq lists its product as uncharacterized. Gene Ontology annotation, biological process: mitochondrial L-ornithine transmembrane transport. Bases 1 to 1236 code for a protein of 411 amino acids. Gene Ontology annotation, molecular function: L-ornithine transmembrane transporter activity. Lineage: Eukaryota; Fungi; Ascomycota; Eurotiomycetes; Chaetothyriales; Herpotrichiellaceae. The transcript is spliced from 2 exons. The record is from RefSeq and is a predicted model, not a curated record.